This is a messenger RNA of Sphenostylis stenocarpa, 1260 nucleotides long. Lineage: Eukaryota; Viridiplantae; Streptophyta; Magnoliopsida; Fabales; Fabaceae. The record is from the annotation of a GenBank genome assembly.
AUGGUAGAACUCUCUAUGUUCAUUGAGUAUGAGAUGGUUGUGGAAGGGAACUUGGUUCUAGUUUUGGGGGGCAGGAUUUUGAGUUUAUGUUUCUGGAUAGGGAUCAUUUUUAGGCUUCACAAAAGACAAAAAAGAACAACUGGAAGCUUAGAGGUCUUGUAUCAAAAAGACAAUAUCAUAGCCCUGCUUCAUUGGGAUUUGAAGAGAAAAAUGUCGUUCAAGAAAUCGAAAUCAGGAUCUGAAAAAACAUUAACUACUGAAGAGCAGCAGACCAAGAUUGUAGAAGUCAGAAGGAUAAUUGGUCCAAUUGCUGACAAGUUCUCUGCUGUGUGUUCGGAUGCAUCAAUUGUAAGAUACCUUAGAGCACGUAAUUAUAAUUCUAUGAAGGCUGCAAAGAUGUUGAAAGGCACCAUAAAAUGGAGGCUGGAGUUCAAGCCUGAGAAGAUUGAAUGGGAUGAUAUUGCUCAAGAAGCUGAGAGAGGAAGGCUGUAUAAAGCUGAUUACUUGGACAAGCAAGGAAGGAUUGUUUUUGUUAUUAGACCUGGUAUUCAGAGUACAAACACACCAAUUGCGCAAAUCAAGUACCUCAUUUACUGUUUGGAGAAUGCCAUAUGGAAUCUAGGUUCCAAUCAAGACCAGAUGGUUUGGCUUAUUGAUUUUCAAGGAUGGAGCACAGCAUGCUUAUCUAUGAAGGUCGCACGAGAUACUGCUCAAAUCCUGCAGGCUCAUUACCCUGAGAGGUUGGGCUUUGCAAUCUUUUACAACCCACCAAAAGUGUUCGAGUCAUUUUGGACGUAUUGUUGUAUUUGCUUUGUGUGUUUUGUAAGCAUAUUCUUUUCAUGGUACCAGAUGGUGAAACCGUUUCUAGAACCCAAGACUCACAAAAAGGUGAUAUUUGUUUAUCCUGAUAACCCAAGGAGCUGCAUGGUGAUGGAAGAACACCUUGACAUGAACAAACUGGAAUCCUAUUUUGGUGGGAAAAAUACAGUUGGAUUCAACUAUGAAGCUUAUGCUCAAAAAAUGAAAGCAGAUGAGAGUAAUAUGUCUGACGUUUUUGAUUCAUGUUGUUCAUCAUCACCCCGAUUUUUAAACUCGGAAUUUCAUGAAUCAGUGAAGUCAGAAAGCAAUGCUUCUGUGGAUGAACCAUCUAAUGAUGAAGAAAUUUGUUCAAACUUGGAAGAGGUUGAUGAUAGUACAAAUGGAAAGAUGCCUUGCUCCGAAUAUGAAUUCAAGAAGGUUAAUGAACCAAAAAAGACAUGA